Messenger RNA from Hyaena hyaena (striped hyena), 2357 nucleotides. It is a transcript of the gene ENTR1, whose product is annotated as endosome associated trafficking regulator 1. The transcript is spliced from 10 exons. Gene Ontology annotation, cellular component: ciliary basal body; centrosome; midbody. Gene Ontology annotation, biological process: regulation of cytokinesis; positive regulation of cilium assembly; positive regulation of protein localization to cilium. The record is from RefSeq and is a predicted model, not a curated record. NCBI's taxonomy places the organism in Eukaryota, Metazoa, Chordata, Mammalia, Carnivora, Hyaenidae. Bases 150 to 1460 code for a protein of 436 amino acids.
GGGGGCGGAAGCCGCGGCGAGAGGCUGCGAGCGGCGGCCGGGCGGCGGGCGACGGGGCCGGGGGACUCGGGCCGCGGCCGGGGCGGAGCCGGGGCCAUGGACCCGCAGCUGCCGGGCUAGGGAGGGCCGGCGCCGCCGGGCCCGCGGCGAUGGCGGGCUACGCGCGCCGCCCGGGCGUCCCCCCGCUGUCGCGAGCCCGGAGCCUCGUCAUUCCGGACGCUCCUGCGUUCUAUGAGCGCCGGUCUUGUCUCCCCCAGCUAGACUGUGAGCGCCCCCAUGGCAGGGACCUGGACUCCCACUUCUUCGGCAUUCGGCCGACGUUUAUGUGCUAUGUGCCCAGUCCGGUGCUAGCUUCCGUGGGAGACACAGAUUUUGGCUACGGAAAGGGGAAGUGUACCAAGCAAGGUCCGCCGGGAGCCCAGGAGACACGUUUUGGAGAUGAUAAACUUGAAGAUCUUGCAGAGACGAAUCCAUUCUCCUUCAAAGAGUUCCUGAAAACCAAGAGCCUCGGCCUGUCGGGAGAAGACACCGCUAAUAACCGGAUUUACUCAAAGGAACCCACAAGGCACCCACUGGGACUUGGCCGCAGCUCCCCACCCCCCCAGACCGUGGGGUUCGGCCUGGAAUAUCAGCAGCCGUUUUUCGAAGACCCUACAGGGGCUGGCGACCUUCUGGCCGAGGAUGAUGACGACGACGAGGACGACGGCUGGGACGGGGCCUACUUGCCGUCCAGCGUGGAGCAGACCCGCUCCCCGGGGGGGGCUGCCACCGGCACGUCGCCCUGCAGCAAGUACGUCUCCUUCUUCUCCACCCCGUCGGAACUGGUGGGGCCCGAGACCUUGCCCCCGUGGACGCUGAGCGACUCUGACUCCCGCGCCUCUCCGGCGGGGAGCCCCAGUGCAGACUUCACGGCUCACGGAGAGUCCCUGGGAGACAGGCACCUCCGGACGCUGCAGAUAAGCUAUGAAGCACUGAAAGAUGAAAAUUCUAAGCUGAGAAGAAAGCUGACUGAGGUUCAGAGCUUCUCUGAAACUCAAACAGAAAUGGUGAGGACGCUGGAGCGGAAGCUGGAAGCGAAAAUGAUAAAGGAGGAAAGUGACUACCACGACCUGGAGUCAGCGGUCCAGCAGGUGGAGCAGAACCUGGAGCUGAUGACAAAACGGGCUGUCAAGGCGGAAAAUCACGUCCUGAAACUGAAGCAGGAAAUAAGCUUGCUCCAGGCACAGGUCUCUAACUUCAGGCGCGAGAACGAGGCCUUGCGGUCGGGCCAGGGUGCCAGCCUGACGGUGGUGAAGCAGAACACCGACGUGGCCUUGCAGAACCUUCGCGUCGUCAUGAACAACGCCCACUCCUCCAUAAAGCAGCUGGUUUCUGGAGCUGAAACGUUGAAUCUUGUUGCCGAAAUCCUUAAAUCUAUAGACAGGAUUUCCGAAAUUAAAGGGGAGGAAGAGGAGUCCUGAGAACUCUGAGGUGCUCCCGGGGUCGAAGCCUGCCUACGUCCAGAUGCCACCGCUUGCUGGAUUUGAAAGUGCCACUGUGUCUAAGUACGUCGCCUCCGGCCAGAGUAAAACUCCUUGUCAUGGCAGCUGACUUCACGACCUGAAUGGCACUAGCAGCCAGCUGAGCGAGGAGCCCCUGCGUGUGACAGCCACGCCUGGUUUCGACACGGCCCUUCCUCGGGGGCUCCUGCCGCUUUGUGGACUCGUGCUCUAUCGGAAGGCGUUUCUAUGAAAGCCAGUGAUUUUUUGAAGUUAACUAAAUGUGAAAACAGCAGUUCUGAAAUAAGUGUUUUCCGUCGUUAUUCCAGAACGUUAAUCGUAAGAUAAGUUCAGUCGAUCAUCCUUGAUUCCGUAAGGAGGGUGGGGAGGCGUGCCGCAACCCCGUGCUCGCCUCCCAGGGCCCUCGAGCCUCUGUGACGUCACUUGGUGCCCCGGCCCGGCUUCUGGGGCCUAGUGGGCGGCCCCUGCAAGUGGAGCCCUGAGCCUGGAUGGCCCGCGUGGGGACGCUGCUGUCCUCCCGCGGGGUCCCCAUCACACGGGCCACUGUGCGUGACCAUCUAAACGCACCUGUGGGCCGUCAGAUUCAAAAAGCGACUUUGGCUGGAGGGUGUUGAUGCAUGUUUCGAGUGGCAUCUUAUACGAUGAAGUUUGGAAUUCAGGGAUUUCGAGUGCGGGCGGAGCCUUCCUGGGUCAGCACGGGGCGUUCCCAGGUGCCUUUCCAGCUGCUCGCUGACGUCGGGGAAGCACGACGUGCACUCUACGCCUUUUUGGCCGUUUUCCUCUAGACGUUAUUUUUUUAAAUUUCCUUUUCUUCUGUUCAAACGGACAGCUUUCCUAUUUAAUAAAUGGUAAAACUCA